Messenger RNA from Paramacrobiotus metropolitanus, 1355 nucleotides. RefSeq lists its product as uncharacterized. The record is from RefSeq and is a predicted model, not a curated record. The coding region runs from base 104 to 1090 and encodes 328 amino acids. NCBI's taxonomy places the organism in Eukaryota, Metazoa, Tardigrada, Eutardigrada, Parachela, Macrobiotidae. The transcript is spliced from 7 exons.
UUUUAUUAUACUUAUCUCUUUUAAAUUUUCUGUUUUUGUUUCGAUAAUUGGAUUGUGCGGAGUUCCCUGAGUUUUUUUAAUAAUAGUACGAAUUUCGAAAAUCAUGUUUUUCUCAAGUUGUGGGAUGUGCGAUUGCUGUAAAAUUCUCUUGUCUGUGCUUCAAAUAGGCUUGUCUCUAUUGUGUUUCACUGAUACAGUACGUUGUCAGCUGGCACUGCCACUCGGUCGCUUUGGUUUACUGUCGCCUAACCUCUUCUUCACCACCCCGACGACACUGGCGCCGCCCGGACAAGUGGAUGUGCCGGCGGUAUCCCGGAAGCUGGCCGAUAAUGGAAGCCCAUCCGAUGUCGCUUUUGAAACUUCGUGCUCCCGCUUCACGUCCAGCGCAGCGUUGAAGUGCCCAUGUGCCGGCACUGGACAACGGUGUGCCGAUGCGCUGUCGGUGUGCAGUGCUGCCCAUAAGUGUGUCUGCGACAGUAGUCGAGGCUUUGCUGAUUCCACGGGCACAAAAUGUAUUCCAUAUAAUAUCCCUACAACCGCCGCUGCGACCGCCGCCCCGGUCACCUGUCCCGUCUGUCCAUCCAUAACUUGCCCAACCACCGUUUCCGCCACUUCCGCAACCUGCCCAACAACAUCUACCUCCACUUCGGUAACAACAUCGACUACCACUGCAACACCAACCACGACUACCCCAACCGCUACCACGACUACUACAACCGCGCCUGAUACGAGAUGUGCGACAAACGGAUAUUAUUUCAAUGCGCUCGCCGGAACACCUAGCCGCCUAUGUGGAGGCUGCUUGUUUGCCACUGUAAGCGCUCCUGCCACUAUCACGUUCGUCCAGGAUAGUGCUCUCUUUGCCAACUGCCUGUUUAACGUUUUUGGUCCUCCUGGCAGUGGAAAAUUAUCGGUGAAAGUGACGAGCAGUACGCUGGCUUGUACGGGUACCAUUGUUGUAAUCAACGGAAACCGUUAUCCCUGCGGAAUGAUUACACCUGAUCCACUUAUUCUCGAUGCCACUACAGCGGCAAUACUAAUCGCUGCAAAUAAUGGAGCCGGUUCGUUUGUGUUAGCCAUUUCGGUGGUGUGAGCGGGAUACGAGCAAUACUGGACACAUGACGAUCAGCAUGUCAGUAUGUGCUAUUCUAUACGGACGCUCGCGUAAACUUGUUUGCCUGGCGUGAGUUUUUCGUUUUCUCGUUAAAUUUGAAAGCAAAGAUGAAAGAUACUAAAUGUGCCUGCUUAGCUUAUACGGUAUUUAUCAUAUUAAUAUUUUAUGAACUAUACUUUUGGCGUCUCAGAUGCAAAGUGAAGAAGCUUUCGACAUGCGCGUAACGCGUCAACCUCUAAAGGAG